GUCGUUAACAUAUGUGUGUUGAUUUCAAGCUCUUGGUGAUGACGUUCCAACAAGAGUCGAAACAGGUUCGCUAAUCGUUCGUAUUGGCAACAUCGUUCGUAAUAUUCGAUUAAUCGACUCCAACAAGGCAUCAUGAGUACUCAGAGAAACCAAUUCUGCACGAGGUCUGUUAUCACCGUCAUGGCAGUGGUGGCUUUGGGGACUGUUGCCGUCACGAUAUUAUUAGCUACGAGACAGUUAUGGGCGGCCACACCAACGACCAACAAUCUCAGGGCUUUGCCACCGGGCUUCAUGUUAUCCUGUGCAACGUCUGCAUACCAAGUGGAGGGGGCUUGGAACGAAGAUGGCAAGGGUGAGAGUGUAUGGGACAACUUCACUCACAAGUACCCUGACAGAGUAAAGGGUAGAGAGACCGGUGACGUGGCGUGUGACUCUUACCACAAAUACAAGGAGGACGUGAGAAUGAUUAAAGAGACUGGGUUCACAAUGUACAGGUUCUCGCUUUCCUGGACCCGAAUUCUCCCAACAGGCUACAACCACACAGUAAACCAGAAGGGGGUGGAUUAUUACCAUCGCUUAAUAGACGAGUUACUGGCCAACGGAAUCCAGCCAAUGAUAACACUGUUUCAUUGGGAUUUGCCACAGCCUCUACAGGAUCUUGGAGGAUGGAACAACCCUGACAUGGCAGAUUACUUCAGGGACUUCGCCGACAUCGCCUUCCGGGAAUAUGGAGAUAAGGUGAAGUGGUGGUUUACGAUAAAUGAGAUGGAAAUCCUGUCACAGUACGCCUACGGAGAGACUAGGUACGCCCCUGGACUGGGUGACCACGGAGUGUCCGACUACUUGUCUACGCAUCACAUGCUCAGAGGUCACGCCAAGGUUUAUAGACACUAUCAGUCCGUCUACAAACCUCGGCAGCAAGGUAAGGUGAGCCUGACUAACGCUGCAUUUCACAUGAUACCACUUAACGAAUCUUCACUAGAGGAUCAGGCGGCGGCCGAGAGAGCCAAUCAGUUUCAUCUGGGAAUGUACACUCAACCUAUAUACUCCAGAGUAGGGGACUACCCUAAGGUGGUGAGGGAGCGUGUGGACCACAACAGCAAAUUGGAGGGAAGGAACACUUCCAGGCUACCUUCCUUUACUGCGCAAGAGAUAGAAGAUCUGAAAGGUAGCGCCGAUUUUUUUGGUCUGAACCACUACUUCAGUUACCAUGUGACAUCUGGGGAUCAGGAGCCUGAUCCUUCCAUAAAUAGGGAUGCAGGAAUCACACUUCCAGAAUUCAAGCUGUAUCCCAAAGGACUCAGACUUCUCCUGAACUUAAUUAAGACUAAAUACAACAACCCACCGGUCUUCAUAGCGGAGAGUGGAUGGGAGGACAGCAGUGAGUUUAAUGACACUAUUAGGGUCGAGUAUUACCAUAACUAUCUGGAGCAGGUACUGUUGGCGAUCCACGAAGACGGAUGUAAUGUUAUUGGCUACACAGCUUGGUCUCUGAUGGACAACUUUGAGUGGAACAGAGCGUACUCAGUAAAGUUCGGGCUCUGGCACGUGGACUUCAACAGCACAGAAAGAACAAGGAGUAUGAAAUUGUCAGCACAUUACUUCAAGAAACUGACAGAAACGAGAGAGCUUCCUAGUAUUCCAUUCUCGAUUCACAGUAGAGGAAAACGUAACACUUUAAAGACAAUGUCCAGCAGCAUGAUUGAAUAUGAAGCUCUUACACUCUUGGCUAUCACCUUACAGUUAUGGACUAAGAAUAUUAAGGCAGAAUCAUUAGUCCCACCCCUUAGCCGGUCUCUUCCUCCAGGAUUCCACCUUAGUUGUGCCACAUCUGCCUACCAGAUUGAGGGAGCCUGGAAUGAAGAUGGCAAAGGUGAAAACAUCUGGGACCGCUUCACCCACACUCGGCCACAACAGAUAGAGGAUGGAUCUAACGGUGACGUGGCGUGCGACUCUUACCACAAGUAUAAGGAAGACGUGAGGAUCAUCAAGGAGACUGGUUUCGAAAUGUACAGAUUCUCAAUCUCGUGGAGUCGAGUGCUCCCCACAGGUUACGUGGAUACAAUCAACAAGCCUGGGGUUGAUUAUUACCAUCGUCUGAUAGACGAGCUGUUGGCCAACGGGAUCCAGCCGAUGGUGACCUUGUACCAUUGGGAUCUGCCUCAGCCAUUGCAGGAAAUAGGAGGUUGGACAAACCGUGCCAUGGCGGAUUAUUUUACCGCUUUCGCGAACUUUGUUUUCAAGGAGUAUGGUGAAAAGGUGAAGUGGUGGAUUACAAUAAACGAAAUGGAUCUGAUCGUGCAAGGUUAUGGAGAGUCCGACUUGUAUGCACCAGGCCUACCAUUGAGUGGAGUUACGGUCUACCAGGCGGCGUAUAACUUGGUGCGGGCCCACGCCAAGGCGUAUCGCCUCUACGAAGCUACCUACAAACCCUCACAGAAAGGGAAGGUUGGAAUGUCAACGUCUGCCCAGUAUAGUGAACCUUUAGACUCCUACUCUGCUGAAGAUCGAGCCGCAGCAAACAGACACACUCAGUUUGAGGUUGGACUGUUCGCUAAUCCAGUGUUCUCGAAGAAAGGGAACUAUCCCAAGGUCGUGCAGGAGCGAGUCAACCGCAACAGCAAGCUCGAGGGGAGAGCCACUUCGAGGCUACCCCCUUUCACCCCGGAGGAGAUACAGUAUAUAAGAGGUUCUUAUGACUUUUUCGGCUUGAACCACUAUUUUACAUACUUUAUCACCCCUGGGACCCCAAAUAGUGGAGGGACGAUUAGAGACCAAGAUUCCGAUUCAACCAUUCAGCAAACGAAGUCCCUACCGUCGGGGUUCAGAGGUCAGCUGAACCGGAUCAGGACCGAGUACGGAAACCCGCCCGUUUUCGUCACCGAAAAUGGUGUCAAUGAUCCUAACGUUUUUAACGACACUGCAAGGAUAGAGUAUUACCACAAUUACAUAGAAGAAAUGCUGAAAGCUAUCCAAAUUGAUGGCUGCAAUGUUAUUGGAUACACAGCCUGGUCGAUGAUGGAUAAUUUUGAGUGGAACUUCGGAUAUACAGCGAAGUACGGAUUGUGGCGAGUAGAUUUUAACAUUACGGAAAGGCCCAGAACAAAGAAGCUGUCGGUACACUACUUCCAGCAAUUUACUAAAACCAGACAACUACCAAGUAUACCGUUCAUUAUUUAACAUACGUUCAUGCAAUUC
Messenger RNA from Homalodisca vitripennis (glassy-winged sharpshooter), 3198 nucleotides. Its product is annotated as lactase-phlorizin hydrolase-like. The record is from RefSeq and is a predicted model, not a curated record. Gene Ontology annotation, biological process: carbohydrate metabolic process. Gene Ontology annotation, molecular function: beta-glucosidase activity. Bases 133 to 3180 code for a protein of 1015 amino acids. NCBI's taxonomy places the organism in Eukaryota, Metazoa, Arthropoda, Insecta, Hemiptera, Cicadellidae. The transcript has 25 exons.